CUGAUUGGUGUUUACAGUGGGCUAGACCACUCGCAUUCUGAUCAUGCCGAAAACUUCCGUCCUCCACAAUCUAAUGGCAAGUUAGAUUGAUAAAAGAAAACAUUUUUUUUGUCUGUUGAAGCUAGCAUUUAAGGGUAACACAGACGCCUCCAAUCAGGCAUCGUCUAGGCUCCUUCCCUCAGGGCGGUGCCGAGAGAGUGAGUGAGAGAUCCGCCUCGAUCCCCUGCUCCACUCGAUAAGGAUGACAAUGGAAGAGAUGAAGAAUGAAGCCGACAACACCUCCAUGGUUUCCAUGACCCUCUACGCCGUUAUGUACCCUGUCUUCAGUGAGCUGGAGAGAGUGAACCUGUCUGCAGCACAGACCCUAAGGGCAGCUUUCAUAAAGGCAGAGAAGGAGAACCCAGGCCUCACACAGGACAUCAUCAUGAAGGUCCUGGAGAAGAAGAACGUGGAGGUCAACUUCCCAGAGUCCUUACUGCGCAUGGCUGCAGACGAUGUGGAAGCAGAAUACAUGAUUGACCGGUCCGAACGAGAGUUCCAUGAUCUCAACGAGAGAGCACGGGCGUUGAAACACAUCCUCAGCAAAAUCCCAGACGAGAUCAACGACCGGGUACGCUUCCUACAGACCAUCAAAGAUAUCGCCAGUGCCAUUAAGGAGCUAUUGGACACAGUCAACAUUGUCUUCAAGAAAUAUCAGUACCAGAACAGAAGGGCACUUGAACAUCAGAAGAAAGAGUUUGUGAAAUAUUCCAAAAGCUUUAGCGACACGCUGAAAACAUACUUCAAAGACGGAAAGGCAAUAAACGUGUUUGUCAGUGCCAACAGGCUCAUCCACCAAACCAACUUGAUACUCAAGACCUUCAAAACUGUUCCAUAGAUUUUUUUUUUUUUUCAUCAUUUUAAUAAAGAGAUGUGGAAUAGGAUCACAUUUAUAUGAACAAUGUAAAGAUUUUAUGAGCUGUAUAAUUUAUAUUGACACCGCUUUGUGGGUAGUGGGCUUUUUUUUUCCCCCUUCUUCAAUUCUUUUAUUUUAUUGCUGGAGAAAUUGCCAGUGUUGAUGACUACCCAAUCACUGGGCCCUCUGGUCAUGGAGCACCUCUGCAGUAGCACUGGUCCAGGGUCAGUGGGGCCUGUGGGCGUGUAGGAAAGUGUCAUGAUGUGCACAGGUGUAUGACUGAUCCCUGGUCAGCCCUCCCUCUCUCCGUCCCUGAGAGGCGGCUUCACAAGCAGGGUCCUGAGUCAGUCAGAAGCCUGUCGCAGAGAACGCUAACUUCUAACACACCCCACACACACCUUUUGGUUCUGCACAGUAGGACGCCAAAUAAAAAAAAAAUGAAGAGCCUUAAAAAGAAAAUGGAACGUGAUUGAACAUUCCUUUAGACCAUGCUGUAAAUAUAAUAACAUUUCCCCCUGUCUCCCUUACUUUUGACACCCAGGCUUUGAAGAAAUUGGAUAUAAGAGCUGCACGUUGAGUGUAUUUAAUUUGACGUGGUCACAAAACUGUUCAAAUAAACUGCCUGGGUAUGUCAGA
Alosa sapidissima (American shad) is the source of this 1531-nucleotide messenger RNA. It is a transcript of the gene pdcd10a, whose product is annotated as programmed cell death 10a. Gene Ontology annotation, biological process: regulation of Golgi organization; positive regulation of MAP kinase activity. NCBI's taxonomy places the organism in Eukaryota, Metazoa, Chordata, Actinopteri, Clupeiformes, Clupeidae. The coding region runs from base 242 to 877 and encodes 211 amino acids. Gene Ontology annotation, cellular component: FAR/SIP/STRIPAK complex; Golgi apparatus. The record is from RefSeq and is a predicted model, not a curated record. The transcript has 8 exons. Gene Ontology annotation, molecular function: protein kinase binding.